GCAUGCACGGCCGUCUGCCUCCUGUGAACUAAAGUUAUGGCGGCGUCACGCAUGCGCCGAACGCUUAGUGAGGUCGGCCUAUUACGCCGCUGGAAAGGCGGAGUGAUCUUGCUACAUUUCUAGUAUCCCGUCUGAUGCAAGAGACCUGGAGCCUUGCCACAAACCCGGACUUAGGUACCGCUCUUUUUCUCUAUUCUAGCCACGCGUCUCCGAAAACUCCAACAACCACGACCUUCCAGUCGACGGUGUUUGAGGAAAACCGAAGAAAGUUCGACGCCUUGAACCAUCAGUGGUGGGAUCCCGAGGGCGAAUUGUUCCCCCUUUCACGGAUGAACGCGAUACGGGUUCCUCUCAUCAGGGACGGGCUGCUCCAGGCCGGGCGGCGGGCGGAGAAGGCGCCGAAGUCCGUCUCGAAGCCGCUAGCGGGUCUCAGGAUCCUCGACGUUGGAUGCGGAGGCGGGCUACUGUCCGAGCCUCUCGCGAGGCUAGGUGCCACGGUCACCGGCAUCGAUCCCACGCCGGGAUGCAUCGAGGUCGCUAGAGCUCACGCAGACGGGGACCUCGAGAUCAGAGACUCCGUCGUGUACGAGGCCGUCGAAGCCGAAGAGCUCGUGCGGAGAUGCGUGAAGUUUGACGCCGUGGUGGCCAGCGAAGUUGUCGACCACGUCCAGAACUACCGAGACUUUGUGAAGUGCUGCGUGGCCUUGACAGAGGACGGCGGCUCGCUCUUCUUCACCACUAUUAAUCGCACGCUCCUGUCGUACCUGAUCGUCAAGAUUGCCGCCGAGUACAUCUUCAGAAUCGUGCCCGCCGGACUUCAUGACUGGAACAUGUUUGUGCCACCGGAAGAACUGGAAGAAGUGCUCGAGACCAAUGGCUGUCAUGUCCGGCUCAUCCACGGCAGCUUCUUCAACCCUCUGACGCAGACCUGGAGCUGGCUGAAGAGUACCGACCUAACUUACGCCCUUCAUGCUGUCAAAUCGCCAGUAUGAGGGGUUUCUGCGUGGCUGUAAAAUGUAAUUGAAGAUUCGUACCCUGGCGGUGAUUCUAAAGUUACGUCGUUAUCCAAACGGUGUCCGCGUGGGCACGUCUCCUCUUUGUUUUGCCGUGUUACUUUCAGUAAAUACCGCUUAGAAUUAUUCCUCGACAUUCAUAACCUAUGAAACACGUACGUUACUUUGUUUUUCUCUUUUUACGCAACGCAGUCGCAGAAGAUAAAGAAUCCAGGAAUAUGAGCAGCGUGUUUACCCCCUCAACCCGCAGCCAGAAUAAGUGGCCACGUGACCAGGAGCCGAUUAUAUGCAGUUUAUACAGGAGUUCACCGCCGAAUGUAAACUUUUCCUACCUAUGUUCCCCCUCCCCCAAUGAGGCCAUGGCGCCACCCUUUUGAAAAUAAAGUUAAUCAUCAUCAUCAUCAUCAUAGCCACGUGCUGGGGUUGGCAAAGCCCAGUGCACGCGCUGUGUUCCACAUAUUAGAGUAUUUAAAUUUGGGUCCCCCAAGAUGCUUGGGUGACCCAAAGCGCAGGGACUCCCUAUUCUAAAACUCCCCAUUGGCAAGGUUCGGCUAUCCCCGUCAUCGCAGCGAUUGGGCACGAGCCGCUACAAGCAAAUGCAUUUCGGGGCAUUGAUUGUCACCGACGUUACUAAAUUAGGUCAGUUGUGGAACUCCCGCGAAGGGAGGUACCUCCCCCUCCCCCUUUUUCCCCCCUCACGCACUUCAGCC
Molecule: messenger RNA, 1723 nt
Organism: Ixodes scapularis (black-legged tick)
Lineage: Eukaryota; Metazoa; Arthropoda; Arachnida; Ixodida; Ixodidae
Product: ubiquinone biosynthesis O-methyltransferase, mitochondrial
Exons: 4
Coding region: 135-992 (285 amino acids)
Biological process (GO): ubiquinone biosynthetic process
Molecular function (GO): 2-methoxy-6-polyprenyl-1,4-benzoquinol methyltransferase activity
Source: RefSeq, a predicted model, not a curated record